AUGGCGACCACGACCUCGAGGACGAAGAAGAGUCGUGCGCGAUGGACGCCGAAUCGCCGGACGACGUCGGGGCAGAGUGCCGCGGCUUCGAGGCCGACUUCACGUGCUCGACCGAGAGCAGCCGCCGCCGGUGCCAACGCCGACGACACGGUGUUGGUAGCCAAUGUAUCAGCCUCAACGAGUAGCUCUUCAAAUGGAUCGACUGGUGAGCUAGACUUGUACCGUAUUUGGUUCUCACGGAGUUGCCCUGCUGACCCGGAGCACGUCUCGCUUUGUUACGUGGACAGGCCGGGCCGUCGUCGCGUCGACUGUGAAUGCGAAUGCCGCGCGACCUCCUCGCGUAUCCGCGCGCCUCACCAGGGGCUUCUCCCCACCACCGUCGAUGGUCGGUGCACGACCCUCAAAUCUGAGCCGCUUUGAACCAAAACAAGCUCGCACCAACUCGCCUCAAUUCGGUCCCUUCUACGUCGGAUGGCAAGAUGGGCAAGGCGAUCUCUCCCUUUCCAACAGUUGGUGUUGUUCGGCCGUCAAGUUGGCGCACGCGAGAAUCACCGCCAGUCGUCGAGGAGGUCAGUUCUUUUCUCGAUUCUGGGGGCCAAACGCUCCCAAAUUGUUGCUCCAGACAGCCCAAGCCUCACCUGAACUCAAGGAAUGUACGACAUUUGAUGACAUCGCAGUUGCCCCAAAAGCGUCCUUUCAUCGCUAUUCGUCCUCGUCGGCCUCCUCUACCCUUUCCGACCGAGACGAACCCUUCUCCUCGCGCUCGGAUUCCCCCUUUUCGUCUUCGACGUCCAUGUCGAGCUCCUGCACCUGCUCCGAGGACGCAUGCCUCUGUUCCUCCGACGACUACUACUCUUCUAUACCUGGAUUCUCAGGAACACCUCGGAUAGCAUCGUCGUCCACCUCGUCGACUUCGAUCGAGAACUCGACCUCGCAAUCACUCAUCGUCGUCCCUCUCACACCUUCGAUGCCGCUGCUCGAACGGACGGAAAGGAUAUGGGAUGGGCAUAUGCUGCCUUCCCAUGUCUUGCUCCCUUCGGCAGGAACAUUCAAGCUGGAUUCAAAUUCCCCGGACGAGACUGAAUUGAAGUUGGUCAAGUUUGAGAUCGAGGAGGGUUCGCAAAGUCUGCUCGAGGGUGGUGCGAGUGGGGAGCCGAUCGCCCCUACGAUGAGUCAUUGGCUGAAUGAGGAUGCUUGGGAAUGA
Molecule: messenger RNA, 1204 nt
Organism: Microbotryum saponariae
Lineage: Eukaryota; Fungi; Basidiomycota; Microbotryomycetes; Microbotryales; Microbotryaceae
Source: the annotation of a GenBank genome assembly